This is a messenger RNA of Drosophila simulans, 1504 nucleotides long. Its product is annotated as gamma-butyrobetaine dioxygenase. Gene Ontology annotation, biological process: carnitine biosynthetic process. The transcript has 2 exons. The coding region runs from base 52 to 1281 and encodes 409 amino acids. NCBI's taxonomy places the organism in Eukaryota, Metazoa, Arthropoda, Insecta, Diptera, Drosophilidae. The record is from RefSeq and is a predicted model, not a curated record. Gene Ontology annotation, cellular component: mitochondrion. Gene Ontology annotation, molecular function: oxidoreductase activity.
ACUCAGGCAAAUCAUUCCGCAAUCGGAAGACAUAGUGGUAGGUUGCUCAACAUGUUCCAAGCUGACCGCCGAGAUUUGUCCAGCCAACCGCCCAAGUUGGCUCCGCCAAAGGAGCAGGAUCAGUCGCGCCUGGUUCAAGUUCCGGAUCCUGAUCACCGGGACAUGCAGUUCCCAGACAUCUGGCUGCGUGAUAAUUGCCGCUGCGAGGAGUGCUAUCUGCCACAGACACUGAGUAGGUUGCCCCAGCUGUGGAACCAUCUGGACACAAGUGUGCGGGUCCUGCGGCAGAGCGUGGACGUGGACCAGAAGGUCCUGUGUAUAGAGUGGUCCGAUGGACAUGUCUCCCAGUAUCCGUUCAGUUGGCUGAGGGAGCGGGACUUCUCAUCCGCGAACCGCCAGCGUUACCUGCGUGACUUUUACCGCCCGGAGCAAAAGUUGUGGAGCGGUCUGGACUUUGAGCAAAUCCGUCAGGUGUUUUACUACCAAGAACUGAUCGAUUGCGACUCGGCGUUGCAGCAAUGGCUCCAACACCUGGCAGUUUACGGAGUGGCCUUGGUCAAGGAAGCACCCCUGGAUAUGGACGUCCUUCGGAGAUUGUCCAACCGGGUGGGCUUCAUGAGACGCACCACCUAUGGAGAGGAAUUCAGUGUUCGGGCUCAGCCUGGAGCCAGCAACUACGCCUACUUGGCCGCACCACUACCGCUCCACACGGAUAUGCCCUACUUUGAGUACCUGCCCGGAGUGACCAUGCUGCACACCCUGGAACAGUCCGCUUCGCCCGGUGGAGUCAAUCUGCUGGCCGAUGCCUUCUAUGUGGCGGAGGUAAUGCGGGAACGCUAUCCAGAGCAGUUCCGGGCUCUCUGCCAGACUCCCGUGGACUGGGCGGACAUCGGAAGCGACGGCGAUCUGCAGUUCCACAAUAUCUGGAAGGCACCGGUCAUCAACUUGGACGCGGAGGGCCGGUGUGUGCGCAUCAACCACAGCAUUCCGCAACGCGACAGCCACUUCAGCGUGCCGGUGGAGCAGGUGCGUCCGUGGUACGAGGCGAUGGCCACCUUUGUGGGCCUGGCCCACGAGCACUCCUGCAGAUUCAAGACCACGCCCGGCGACGUGCUCACGUUCGACAAUUUGCGCCUGGUCCACGGACGUACCGGGUACGACGAUACGGACCGAAAUGUGCGCCACAUCCUGGGCGCCUUCGUCGACUGGGACAUUGUGUACUCGCGCCUGAGGGUCCUGCGGAAUGCCAGUGCCACCUCCAGCCCACCUGAUGCUCCUUAGAUAGCAGGAGCAGCAGCCACAUGUGCUUAUUGCCACAUUAAUUAGCCAUCUAUCAAUGCCAAAACGCUUUGAUUGACAUCGCAAUGUGGUAGCAGUAGACGGAGUAGUAUCAUUAAGUUACUUUCGCAUUUAUUCUGCACGAGAAAUUAAACCAUUUAUUGACAUUUUGAAUAAAUACUAUUUUAAUGGUUUCUAAGCCUUUGACACACCUCAAUGCUAAUUG